Amphibalanus amphitrite is the source of this 3882-nucleotide messenger RNA. RefSeq names its product serine/threonine-protein phosphatase 1 regulatory subunit 10-like. Lineage: Eukaryota; Metazoa; Arthropoda; Thecostraca; Balanomorpha; Balanidae. Gene Ontology annotation, molecular function: metal ion binding. The record is from RefSeq and is a predicted model, not a curated record. The transcript has 11 exons. The coding region runs from base 419 to 3571 and encodes 1050 amino acids.
GCAGUCGGCCAUUGCCAUUUCCGCUUGUUUGCUGUCGGGACUCGGGCGUGCCAGCUGGGGCUAGGAUACGGGUUUUGUUGAACCAUUUAUCAGGAUACACAUAAAAUAUUUCAUCAGCUCUAGCUAAGUAGGCAAUUGAAGGUUUAAUAAAGGGUUCCAAAGUCACCGAAAACCAAAACGCGGAGAACCCCUGCCUGGUAGGCGCGGCGGGGCCCGUUCGACAUACGGCUGACGCAGUGACCUCUUAGUCAAGCGAUUUUGGCUGAAUAAAGGAUUUGGUCCUUAGAUAUUAGAGUGGCCUGCUGAGUCUGAAUUUUGCCGAACAUAUAUUACACGCGAAUCGCGGGAGGUAAUGGUGUAAGGAUCGUAUCUUCGGAGCUGCGGCGAAGUUGGGCGUCAUAAUUGUAUUCGACGCACAAUGUCUCGGAUCGACCCACUCAACCUUCUGAUAACUCUCAGUGUUCUACUGGGUCCUGAUGGUGCCAUUAAAAAAGAUCAAGAUGUUCAACGUGUUGUCAAUGUGAUGAUACGCUUCUCCAAGAAGUUGGUCAGCAAAUGCAUCUACAUCCAGAUUCUUUUGGCAACCAAAGGAGACCUGUUGGACGACUUCUACAGUCGCGGCGGCUGGGAGCUAGUGACUGGCUGGUUCAGCGACGCUUGUGAACGCGAGAACUGGCGUUUGCUCGAAGACAUGCUGCGCCUCUUCAAAGGGAGUCCAGUUACGGUGGAGCGUCUUAAGACAAACCACUGUCCCAAGCAGGUUAAACAUCUCAGCAAGGAGGCGCAAUGCGAAGAUGUCAGGAAGCUUGCUCAGGAAGUGGUCGACAUUUGGAUGAAAGUAAUCAAAGGAGAGCCGGGGACUAAAGAGAAGAAGAAAAGUGGCGACUCCGAAGAACGCAGAGAAGACAACACAUGGAAAAUGGAAAUGAGAAAUGGCAUUUUUGUGAUUAAGAAAGUUGACAUUGAUCAGUCAGCAACAGCGGUCAAGAGAGAUUCCAGCACUAGCGCUGAGGAGGAGGACGUCAAAGAAUCCACUGCGGAUGGUGACGAGGAUGGGGCUGAUGGCGGGAGUGGGGACAAGGAAGGGGAUGAGGGAAAAACCAAAAGGGAAGCACAGAACACCACCGAGAGUGGAGCCAUGGAAGUGGAUGGGGAGGAAGGGGCUAAGGGUAAAACUGAGGGCGAGGGGAAUGACAAAUCAGCUUCCACAGAACCUGCUAAAGGUGCUUCAUCUCCCGCCACUGGGAAAGAUUCAGACACCAAAUCAAAGGGUGAUAGCGCCAAGAAAGAUGAUGAGUCGAAAAGUCCGAGGGGCAAGAAGCGGGAGCAUUCCUCGUCUCGCUCUGAUAGUAAAAGUAAGAGGAAAAGCACGGACAAGAGCUCCGACAGAGGCUCUGACAAGAGCUCUGAUAAGGGGUCAGAUAAGAGUUCAAGCUCCAGAGACAAGUCGAAGAGUAGCUCUAGCUCCAAACAUUCCAGUAAGGAGUCAAGUCGUCACCGAAAGAGUCAUAAGGAUCACAGAGAUCGACAUAAGAGCCGUGAGAGUGAAAAGCAACGCGAAAGAGAAAAGGAGAAAGAACGCGAAAGGAAAAGGCAAAGCGAAAAGGAUAAGGAGACCUUGGCUAAGGUUCAGGGUGUCGGUCUAGGUAAAUUGGGGGCGAUUCCGAAGAAGAAGCCUACAGAUCCUGAGAAGAAGGGCUCGCCCGGAUCGGCUGGGUCGGCGGCGGCUGCGGCGGGCGAAGGCACGGCGACGGCGAAGAAGCCGCUGCUCCCCACGCCCAGCGACCGUCGGGCACCCACCGUGAAAACGUUCGGCGCCAAGUUCCGCUCCACCGGUCUGGAGGAGGCCUCGUCGACGGCGGCGGCACCCAAGAGGAAGCCGGCCGAGGUCGUACGCCCGCCGCUGCCGCCGCCGCCCAAGCGCGCUCCGGCGCCCGAGCCAACGACCGUGUCUUCGGCCGCCGAUAAGCGGGCGCGCAUCGAGCAGCGGCCGCCAGUUGAGCGGCCCGGUGGCAUCAAAGUGAUACCACCGAAACCGCUGCACCUGCAGGAGGCCUCUGGUUUCAUGGACGCCCUGAACGCCAGCACGGAUGUCAAGCGGAAGGUACCGAAGCGGACGCGGCGGCUCUCCUCGCGAGAGGACUCCAAGGAGGAGAAGAAGGGGGAGACGACGCCGACCACGCCGCCGGCGGCCACCUCUCCCGUGGCCGCCAAGCCGCUGCUCAAGUUUUACCAAGACACACAGCAGGACCAGGAAGAGGAGGAUAAGAAAGAGAAGGAAGAGGAGGAAAAGAAGCCCGACGCUGACGCUGAGAAGGCCGAGGGCGAACAGUCGCCAGCCAAAGACGCUGGAAAGGAGCCGAGCGAACCGGAUGAAGAGGAGCGAGCGCCGACCCCUCCGACCAUCCCGCUGGAGCGGCGCCCGUCGGAGGCCGAGCCCGAGCCGCGCGCCUCGCCGCCGCGCGAGCCGGGCCAGCCGCGCGGUGUGCUCGUCUACCACCGGCCGGCGGCGAGACGCAAACUGUCGGUCCGCUGGCGGCCCGACAACCAGCUGGUCGAUGUCAGCUACUUCGACCUGGACGAGAACGAGCGGGUGAACGUGAACCGCGCCAAGUUCAUGGAAAUGCAGGCCAUGGAGAAGAUGCGCGAGCGGGAGUUCCUGCGGCGCGCGCGCGGCUCGCGGGACGACGGCAUGGCCGAACAGAUGGCCUGGCAGAUGCUGAUUGUGGUGGACAAGCCGCCGCCGCUGGCGGCCCCCGGCGCGCGCAGCCAGGAGCGGGCCAUACAGGAGGAGCGCGAGCGCUCCUCGCUGCCGGCCUUCUUCAACCCCAACAUGCUGCCGGACACGCCGUCGGAGCCGGAGCCGGAGCUGCACCACGAGCGGACGCCGUGCCGACCCGUGCCGCUGGACGACGACCAGGGCGGCGCCACGGUCAAAGACCACUCGGCAGACGGGUGGCCCGAGCCGCGACCAGAGCCGCGCGCCGCCAUGCUGCCGGCGCCGAUGGGAGGUCCCGGCGGACCGCCCGGCCAGAUGCCGCCACAGAUGAUGGGACCCGGGAUGAUGCCGCCGCCCAACUCCUGGGGUCCUUCCGGCCCCAUGCAGCCCGGCAUGGACCCCAUGAUGCCCCCGGAUAUGAUGGGCGCCCCGAUGGGCAUGCACGGCCCGAGUGGGUACGGCGUGCCGCCGCGGCCCAUGGGCCCUCCCGGCGGCGGCUGGGGGCCCAUCACGCCGCCCAUGGGCCCCGGCGGUAUGAUGUCCGGUCCGACCGGCAUGAUGGGCGGUCCGGGCGGCAUGAGUAUGAUGUCCGGGCCCGGGCCGCGGCCCCCGUACGGCGGCGGAGGUGGCGGCGGCGGCGGGUACCGGGGCGGCGGCCGCGGCGGCUGGCGGGGCAGCGACGACCGCCGGCCGCGACACGAGACCCCCUGCAAGCACCACCUGUCCGGCUUCUGCCGUAAAGGUGUAACGUGCCACUUCCUUCACCUGCCGCGCAACGGCGGCGGCGGCGGCGACUCGCCUCGCGGCCGCAGUGAGCCGCAGCGCGGCCGCGUGCGGGACGAGUACGUGUGAGCGGCUGAGCGGACCGCGGAUCUACAGACUUGUGUGAUGUGGUGCCACGGCGGCCGGUGUGCCGUCGCAGUACAAACGGACUGGGAGGGCACCGGUCGUGCCUAGGGUCAGGCCGCGCCGAGUGUCCUGUCGUGCUGUGUUAUCGCGUGAGGGGUCUUGUGUCGCGCAUGUCUCGCCUGUUACUGCAUUGCUCGCCCACGAUUGAGUGUGUGUGAUCUGACUUGCAUUGCUCAUCGAUUAAUCGUGGAUGUAUUUUAUUACCGUGCUAUGCUCGCGUAUUGUUAUAUUGUGACAAUAAAUGCUAUUGAUGA